GUGAAGUCCGUCGAGUUGUGGUGCUAGAAAGAAGUCGGUCGCUCGCUUUCUUGGUGCAGCUUGGACUCGCAAUCGUGAAGAGGUGUUGAUCUUGAUCAGCAUUCGUUUUCUACCGGAUUAAUGAAUGUUGAACGCAGGGCUCCCAUUCUUGAAACCUUUUGCUACCCCAUUGAUUUUGCUGACCACCCAAUUUUUCGCAAAAACACGCCCACCCUUGAUAGAUACAUUUAUCUUUGCCCCCCACUCUAUCUAGCGAUCAUUCCUGCGCACAUCUAAAUCAUUCUCGAUUUUUGAAGUUGUUUUGAUGCUAAGAAGCUACAGCGUUCUCUUGCUCGUAGUAAGUACGUACUACCCUCUUUAUCCAUUUUUUUCAUCAUCUCUUUUUUACAUUACAGCACUCACCUCCAUACCCGUCAUCACCCUCCCAUGUUGCGUUAACAGCACGUGACGAAAGUUAUAAUCCUCACGGCAUCAAAAUGGAGAAAGUAAAGGUGGUGGUGCGAUGUCGGCCGGAGUCCGACGAGGAGGUCAACAAACGGUACGGGGUCGCGGUCAGGUUCGACGAUGCGUACCAGAUUGGGAUCACGGACCACACGUUCCGCUUCGACAAGGUGUACGACAUGAACUGCAAACAGAACGAGCUCUACGACGACAACGUGCAAAACAUCAUCGACGGCGCGCUCACCGGGUACAACGGAACCGUCUUCGCCUACGGGCAAACGGGCUCGGGGAAAACGCACACAAUGAGCGGCACGCUCGCGCAGCCGGGCGUAAUUCCAAGGUCCUUUGCUCACAUCUUCGCGCGGAUUCAGGCCGACAACGAGGAAAGGUCGUUCGCGGUGCGCGUGUCCUUCGUGGAAAUCUACAUGGAGGUAUGAAUUCUUUGUACUCUGUUCAGGUUGUUGAUGAAUGAGGAUGAGGUGAUAUUAGAGGUUGGCUUCUCGUCUUCCAGAACUACUAGCAUCUUCUUUCGAGAAGUAUUCUUGCUUGUACAAUGGAGCGAAAUCUUUCGCAAGCUCGAUUGAAAUCCUCGAACCGAUGUCAAACCACAGGGCAUCCGCGACCUGCUCUCCCCUCUUUCCGGGACCGCGCAAAAUUCGAAUCUGCAACUCCGCGAAUCGUUAGAGCACGGCGUGUACGUGGAGGGGCUGUCCUUUUUUAUCUGCAGAAGAGAAGAGGACAUGCAUCACCGUUUGAACCAGGGGAACGCGAAGCGCACGACCGCCUCCACCGCGAUGAACCUGACCUCCUCCCGCUCCCACGCCAUUUUCUCCGUGUACCUCGAAGCGACCCAGCAGGUCAAGGGCAACAGCGAAGUGACGCGGUCCACCCGCGGAAAGCUGCACCUGGUGGACCUCGCGGGGUCGGAACGCCAGAGCAAGUCCGAGGCCCAGGGCCUCACCCUGAAGGAGGCCGCGAAGAUUAAUUUGUCGCUGCUCACGCUGGGCUCGGUCAUCUCCGCCCUGGCCUCGACGCCCCGGCCGAACCACAUUCCCUACCGAGACAGUAAGUUGACGCGGUUGCUGGAGGAUUCGCUGGGUGGAAACGCAAAGACCGUGAUGAUCGCCACCGUCGGCCCCUCCAACUACAACAUCGACGAGACGGUGCAAACGCUCCGGUACGCCAACCGGGUGAAAUCCAUUGUAAACAAGCCCACGGUGAACGCGGACGUGAAGGACAGACUGAUCAACGAGCUGCAGCGCGAACUCGACCAGGUGCGCGCGCAGGCGGUGCUGCCCCCGGACUUGGAGCAGCUCCCGCUCGUCAAGAUGCUCCGGUCCGAUUUGUCGAAGAUGAAGGCACUGCUGAAGUCCGCGGAGCGGGCGGCCAUCGAGGCGGAGAUCAAAUCCGAAAAGCUGGAGAGAGAAAAGCUGGAACUGCAAAAACAGUUCGAGGCCUUGGCCGCGGAGAAUCGCAGUUAUGAAUCAGAAGUAUUGAACUCCGUGGAACAGUUGAAGGUGCUUGAAACAGCAACCGGCGUCGCGGUGAACAUUUCCGGCGCUGGAGGAAAAACAACUUCAAGAGCCGCGGCAACUUCGACGACGGGGGUAGGCACGUCGGGACCAACGACCACAGAAACCGGUACUACGGGACCACCUUCCAAAAUGAAUACAGAUGCAGCGACCGGCACAGCACAACAAGGUGGCUCACCGCUGGACCAGAGCCAAAGUAAUCUGAACCCAAAUCAAUUUGCGCUGGUUCCGUAUGAUGAGGAGAAGGCGAACAGGAUCACGAGGGAGAAGGAGUUAAUGCAAAAAGACGCGGAUGCUUUACGGGAGGAAAACGAGGAGCUGAUGAAGGCCCUCGCCACGGUGGUCACAGACCAGGAGGAGCUGAUGGACCUACGGGACAAAGAGCAGUAUUUAUUGCGCCAGGAGGCGGAACUGAUCGUGGACAAACACGACCUGUUGCAGUUGAAGGACAACCUCGCGCACUCCGAAAAGAUGAACGCGGAGUUGCUCGUGAAGCAAGAGGAGCUGUUGGAACUGGUCGAGCGACUCUCCUAUCAAAUGCAAAUAUGUCUGGGUCUGGAAGAGUGCCAGACUUGUCAUGCAGGUUUUCCAUGACCCAUGAGCUCUGGUAUGUAGGACAUAGCAUGACAGACUCUGUGAGCGUUCUAUCAUGCGUACUCUGCAUGAGAAACUGCCUCUCGAUUAGGUCAAAAGUGGGCAGCUUUUGGUAAUCACGCAACACAGAUUUUUGCACUAUCCAGAAUUAGCAUGACAAGUUACAUCCUUCCAGACCCAGACAUAUUUGCAAUGCAUAUCUCCAAACGCGAGGAAAUCGCGGAGGAGUCGUGGCGCGCGGUGUCCGAGUUGCGCGCGCGGGAUAUCAAAUGUAAAAAUGUCUGGGUCUGGAAACGUGUGAUGCUGGGUGGCGUCUCAUGAUGAGGCUACAGAUGCUGGCUCAGCAUGACAAGUUUCUGAGCUUCUAGGUGUUGCCUAUUCUGCAUGACAAUCUGCGCUUCUGCAUCACAGAAAAACGGAGCUCUUGCGUAACGUGCAUGACAGAUUUAAGAGUCAUGCCAGACAAGCAUGACAAACAUACACUCUUCCAGACCCAGACACCUUUACACUUGAUACGGGACACGCACGAGCAACUGUCCCAACAAAACCGGGCGACUAACCAGCAUUACCUCGCCACGGCCAGCCAGUUCGGGGCAAACAACUACAACAUGAACACCGCCGCGCCCCCCGGCGGCGCGGACGAACUGUACCGGUACCCGGAAACCGCGACGGGCGGCAACCAGUACCGCAGUUUUCAAUCCCCGGGCGUGGAUCUGAACACCGGGGGGGUGAACAGCUUUUCCUUAACGCCGAACACGCAACAGCAAGUGUCCUUCCGACACGCAGACACCAUGUUGCGUGCGACAGAGAACAAUAAUUUCGAUAAUAGUGGUGCUGCUGGUGGUGGCGGUGGCCAAUCUAGUGCUGCACAAGCACAGUAUGGAGGUCAACAAGAACAGAACAGCAAUCUCUUUCCUCAGCCGAGUUCAACAACUGCCUCGAAUAGUACCGGGCAAGUCCAAGUGAACUUGGAUAUUUUGGAGCUGGUCCCCACCAGCUCCGUCUACCCCAUUCCCCUCCCCGAGGCGUUGCGCUGCGCGGAGCUGCUGUCCGCGAUAGCCCUGCAGCAACAUCAGUACGCGGUGGACCAGCAACAGUCGGCGACCCGGGCGUUCGGCGGCACGUCCUCCGCUUCUCUCUCCGCCAAGGAGAUCGCGAAAACGGCACAGGAAACGCUCCGGGACGCGGAAAAGUUGGAGUUCAAGUUGCGGGGCUCCACGAACUUGGUGGGCCGGGCCGCGGCGGUGAUCGGGUGGCGCAAGAAGCCGGUAUGGGGUUCUCAAACGUUCUUACAUUCUCAACUGUUACAUGAAUUUGUCAUGCAAGAAUGGCAAAAGUCAAAGCAGGGAGGUUGCACCUGUAGCAUUACAAAUUUCGCACAGAUUUAGGCGCUGUUUAGCCUUUCAAAAAUUUGUCAUGCGAAGUAGCUUCACCUUGUGGAUGUUGAUGGUCGUUUUGCAUGACAAAUCAUGUAACAGUUGAGAGUGUAACGCUUGAGAGUCCCAUAGCCGGUGGACCAGAAGUCAGGGGACGUGCCGAAGGAGACCAUGCUGCAGCUGAUUCAGGUGCUGGACCGCGUGUUGAAGAUGCGGAUCCAGUUCUUGUUCGAUACGGACUUGAACAGCUCCAACCAGCCGGCCGGCUACCAAAAUCCUAUCAUCGUGAACGACCGACAGACGUGCAAAAAGGUCUUCUCCUGCGCGGAAAUUCUCGGCGUCACGGUGAAGCGGUCGGGCUCGUUCUCAGCGGGGGGAAGUGGUCCGCAAUCGACCACCUUCCCGAAGGACAACCACCGGUUUUCUGAGGAACGGGGGCAGCCGAACGUGCGGCCCGGCGGGGCGAUUGGCUCGCCCUCGUCGGCAUCAAGCUCGGGAGUGACCAGCACCACCGCAGCAACGAUGCUCCCACAAGUGCAUGGAGCGACGCCUAGGUGA
This is a messenger RNA of Amoebophrya sp. A120, 4501 nucleotides long. The record is from the annotation of a GenBank genome assembly. Lineage: Eukaryota; Dinophyceae; Syndiniales; Amoebophryaceae.